This is a messenger RNA of Daldinia childiae, 2358 nucleotides long. Its product is annotated as putative pre-mRNA-splicing factor ATP-dependent RNA helicase prp43. Bases 1 to 2358 code for a protein of 785 amino acids. The record is from RefSeq and is a predicted model, not a curated record. Gene Ontology annotation, cellular component: intracellular anatomical structure; spliceosomal complex. NCBI's taxonomy places the organism in Eukaryota, Fungi, Ascomycota, Sordariomycetes, Xylariales, Hypoxylaceae. Gene Ontology annotation, molecular function: ATP binding; RNA helicase activity; RNA binding. The transcript is spliced from 3 exons.
AUGGCUGAUAAAUCAAAUGGCAAAAGUUCGCAGAAUGACAAGAAGCGCCUGAGUAGCCCAGAUGUUGAGACGCCUGUGAAGCGCGUUAAAACAGAAGACGGCGAGGAUUCGAAACCGACCGAAUAUAACAAAUACCUUGCACAUUGGAAUAAUGGUAAUGGUGACUCGGAUAGCAAAUACAACGGAAAUGGGUUUAGCGAUAGACUGCCGAAAGGUUCUCCUCUGGCGCAUUUCGAGCGACGAAAAACAACAGCCAAACAAGCAUCCAAAGCUGAGGAUGGUGACAAUAACCCUUUUACCGGAGAACCGCAUUCACAACAAUAUUUUAACAUAUUGAAGUCGAGGCGCAACCUUCCCGUUCAUAAACAAAGACAAGAAUUUCUCGACCUAUAUCACAAAUCGCAAAUUCUGGUGUUCGUCGGUGAAACUGGUUCUGGUAAAACAACGCAAAUUCCCCAAUAUGUCGUCUAUGAUGAACUACCACAUCUUAAUCGAAAGCUGGUUGCCUGUACGCAACCCCGACGAGUCGCCGCCAUGUCCGUUGCCCAGCGUGUUGCCGACGAGCUUGACGUUACUCUAGGAGAGGAGGUCGGUUAUAGUAUCCGUUUCGAAGACAAGACGAGUUCCAAGACGAUACUCAAGUACAUGACCGAUGGUAUGCUGUUGAGAGAGGCGAUGCACGAUCACGACAUGUCACGAUAUAGCUGUAUUAUAUUGGACGAAGCGCACGAGCGUACCCUCGCUACCGACAUACUUAUGGCACUUCUGAAGCAAAUCACCAGGCGCAGGCCCGACCUCAAGCUGAUUGUCAUGUCUGCCACGCUAGAUGCGCAGAAGUUCCAACGGUAUUUCUUCGAUGCACCCUUACUCGCUGUCCCAGGUCGAACAUUCCCUGUCGAGAUUUUCUACACACCCGAGCCCGAGAAGGAUUACGUGGAGGGUGCGAUACGUACUGUGCUUCAAAUCCAUGCUGGUGAGGGCGAAGGGGACAUUCUCCUCUUUCUUACUGGCGAGGAAGAGAUCGAGGAUACAUGUAGGAAGAUCUCCCUCGAGGUCGACGAGCUUGUGAGGGAAACUGAUUGCGGGCCGAUGGCGGUAUAUCCCCUUUAUGGCACACUCCCUCCACACCAGCAGCAGAAAAUAUUCGACCAGGCGCCCCCUCCGCUCAAGAAAGGUGGUAGACCUGGUCGCAAGUGCAUCGUAUCAACAAAUAUUGCUGAGACAAGUUUGACAAUCGACGGUAUCGUCUAUGUUGUCGAUCCUGGUUUUAGUAAACAGAAGAUCUAUAAUCCUCGAUUACGAGUGGAGUCGCUUUUGGUGUCUCCCAUCUCCAAGGCUUCUGCUCAGCAGCGAGCUGGUCGUGCUGGUCGAACAAAACCUGGAAAGUGUUUCCGGCUAUACACGGAAAAGGCAUUCAAAGAUGAGCUGAUUGAGCAGACAUAUCCAGAAAUUCUUCGAUCUAACCUUGCGAACACCGUGCUCGAGCUCAAGAAGCUUGGUGUCGUAGAUCUGGUGCAUUUCGAUCUCAUGGACCCUCCUGCUCCCGAGACCAUGAUGCGGGCUCUCGAGGAACUUAACUAUCUUAGGUGCCUCGACGACGAGGGAGAACUGACAGCUCUUGGCGGUUUAGCAUCCGAGUUUCCCUUGGAUCCCAGUUUGGCCGUCAUGCUCAUUUCGAGCCCCGAAUUCUACUGUUCGAAUGAAAUGCUCUCGAUCACUGCACUCCUCUCGGUGCCUCAGAUCUUCGUGCGCCCAGCUCAAAAGAGGCGAGAAGCUGAUGAAAUGAAGAAUUUAUUCAAGCACAACGACGGUGAUCAUUUAACUAUGCUAAAUGUCUACCACGCUUUUAAGGGGGUCUUGAACCGCAGCGAGGAUGCGAGGACGUGGUGCCACAAGCACUAUCUGUCGUUCCGUCAUCUUUCUAGUGCGGAUAACGUCCGUGCUCAACUCAAGCGCAUUAUGGAAACGCAAGGUUUAGACCUCAUCAGCACAGACUUCAACGAUAAAAAUUACUAUAUUAAUAUUCGUCGCGCACUUGUCACCGGCUUCUUCAUGCAAGUGGCCAAAAAGGAGAAGGAUAGGGUAUACCGCACCCUGAAAGACAACAGCCAACAAGUGAUGCUGCACCCGAGCACCGUACUCCAGACAGAAUAUGACUGGGUUCUCUAUAACGAAUUUGUUAUGACAUCCAAACAUUAUAUCCGAACAGUCACCGGAAUUAAGCCGGAGUGGCUCUUGGAACUCGCCCCCGUAUAUUACGAUAUCGAUUCUUGGGACGGGCAGAAAGAUGUCAAGUUAGCACUAAAGGCAGUAGCUGACAAGAUGAGACGCCGAGCUGCUAUGAAGGGUGGCCGCUGA